CUCCUCCAUCCUUCACCUAAUUUCUUGUAGUUGUCCUGGGACCAGGAAAGGUUCGCCUAAGAUAACGAGUUAGGUAGAAGACAGGGAGUCCUGGUGUACAGGCUGGCCCUGGACGUCACUUCCGCUGGCGGCAGUGACGUCACUUCCUGCUCCUGGGGGCGGGGCAUCCGUGUCCUUGCGGUGCGGGGCAGCAGACCAUCCAGACCAACAGGCGUGGUGUCCUCGCGGUGUCCAGCGAGAGGCUACCAAGACAGACGCUAUGACUGAGGCCGAUGUGAAUCCGAAGGCCUAUCCCCUUGCCGAUGCCCACCUCACCAAGAAACUACUGGAUCUCGUUCAGCAGUCAUGUAACUAUAAGCAGCUUCGGAAAGGAGCCAAUGAGGCCACCAAAACCCUCAACAGGGGCAUCUCUGAGUUCAUCGUGAUGGCUGCAGACGCCGAGCCACUGGAGAUCAUUCUGCACCUCCCACUGCUGUGUGAAGACAAGAACGUGCCCUACGUGUUUGUACGCUCCAAGCAGGCCCUGGGAAGAGCCUGUGGGGUCUCCAGGCCUGUCAUCGCCUGUUCUGUCACCAUCAAAGAGGGCUCGCAGCUGAAACAGCAGAUCCAAUCCAUUCAGCAGUCCAUUGAAAGGCUCUUAGUCUAAACCUAUGGCCUCUGCCACGUGCUCCCUGCCCCCCUGAGGUCGUGUAUCAUAUUGUCUGUGUUAGCAUGUAGUAUUUUCAGCUACUCUCUAUUGUUAUAAAAUGUUGUAGUACUAAAUCUUGUUUCUGGAUUUUUGUGUUGUUUUUGUUGUGUUUUAUAGGGUUGUUUUCCCCUUCCCUUCCUCCCUCCCUCCCUCUGCCAUCCUUCAUCCUUUUAUCCUCCCUUUUUGGAACAAGUGUUCAGAGCAGAUAGAAGCAGUGUGGUGGCACUGUUGAAAGGCAGAAAGAGCCAGGAGAAAGCUGAUGGAGCCAGGAUAGAGAUCCGGUUCCAGCUUUCAGCCACUAGCUUCCUAUUGUGUGCAAAGUGUGGUGGAAUUAAACACCAUUCAUUAAGUAUCCCUGUGCCUGGCACACAGAAUCGUUCAUAUGUGUUAAAGUGAUCAAGGGGUUUCCUUUGCACUUGGGCGAUUAUGUAUCAUUUGGGGGAGGAAGCAUGUGUUCUGUGAGGUUGUUUGGCUAUGUCCAAGUGUCAUUUACUCAUGUACCCCUGCUGUUUGCUUUUGGUAAUGUGAUGUUGAUGUUCUCCCCCUACCCCCAACCAUGGCCUUGAGGGUGGCAGGGCAGCAGCAUACCAAAGAGAUGUGCUGCAGGAUUCCAGAGGCGGUCUGGGUGAGUGAGCCAUGGGGCAGUUGACCUGGGUCUUGAAAGAGUCGGGAGUGACAAGGUCAGAGAGCAUGAACUGGUGCUGGCAUGAAGGAUUCCAGGAAGAUCAUGGAGACCUGGCUGGUAGCUGUAACAGAGAUGAUGGAGUCCAAGGAAACAGCCUCUCUCUGGUGAAUGGGACUUUCUUUGGUGGACACUUGGCACCAGCUCUGAGAGUCCUUCCCCUGUGUCCUGCCACCCUGUGGGUUAGAUGUACUCUCUGUCACAUGAGGAGAGUGCUAGUUCAUGUGUUCUCCAUUCUUGUGAGCAUCCUAAUAAAGAAAUCUAUUCCAUUUUGAUGACA
Rhinopithecus roxellana (golden snub-nosed monkey) is the source of this 1650-nucleotide messenger RNA. It is a transcript of the gene SNU13, whose product is annotated as small nuclear ribonucleoprotein 13. Bases 260 to 646 code for a protein of 128 amino acids. Gene Ontology annotation, biological process: ribosome biogenesis; mRNA splicing, via spliceosome; maturation of SSU-rRNA. Lineage: Eukaryota; Metazoa; Chordata; Mammalia; Primates; Cercopithecidae. Gene Ontology annotation, molecular function: RNA binding. The record is from RefSeq and is a predicted model, not a curated record. Gene Ontology annotation, cellular component: box C/D methylation guide snoRNP complex; small-subunit processome; nucleolus. The transcript has 3 exons.